Messenger RNA from Nylanderia fulva, 1129 nucleotides. RefSeq lists its product as uncharacterized. Lineage: Eukaryota; Metazoa; Arthropoda; Insecta; Hymenoptera; Formicidae. The record is from RefSeq and is a predicted model, not a curated record.
ACAGACAGAAUAAGCGAGUACAAAGUAGCAGAGUUGCAAAUGCGUUGACGCUUGCAAGAUGGGAGGGGAUAAAGGAUAUCGUCACCCUAUAUAUAUGCGGUGACGAUCGUUACUCCAACUUAAUAGUUUACAUACAACGAACGAAGCGAGGGAACCUUUAAAGAGAUUAACUCUCUCCGGUACGUCGCCUGAUUUUUUCUAAAAACGAAUUCCUCGAAUUUUCUCCUCCUCGGUGAGAAUAAGAAGAAUAAAUUAAAAAAAAAAACAAGAGAUGGGACACUCAUUAAUGGCGAUCUGCGUCCUCGUGGCACUUAUUGUGCUGGCGAGAUUUAUUCAUGGACGUCCUGCGGUCGACGAGAGCGGAUUGAACUUGAGCAUGUCAGAGUCACGUGCAUCAAAGUUGGAAGAUGUCUCGAGAUUCCACGAGUUAAAAGCAAUCUCGGCAUCAAUCUUCCACGGAAGCUCAUCAUUUCCGGCUAAAUCAAGACAAAAACGAACGUCGGACCAGAGAAUAGCCGAGCUGCAGACCCUUAUGAGUUUGUAUGCGAAGUACACCGGCAAACGAUCGUUGAACGCGACGCAUGAAAAUUGGCAAAACAUUCCGUUGGAUCCAGAAAAAAUCGGUCGAAGAAAACGUUUUGUGAACGAAAUUCCAGCCGAAUCGGUAGCCACCAGCCGUCUGAUCGAAAAACCGAAACGCGACGGUGAUCCUACAUAUCCUCUGGUUAGUUGAGUAAACCGCUCUGAUGUCCGAAGAAAGCGUGCAUUUUUUCACAAGGGAUGAGCCUGGCAUAUUCGAAGAACAAUCUUUGAACAUUGCAUCGUUUCGACACCGCUUAGGAAUCAAUCGCGGAAUUAUGGAAAUAGAAACGAAGAUUUAAAAUCAUAUUAAAGCGUUAAUUAUGAUCGUGAGAAGAAUACUCGGACAGUUCCAUAUAUGUAUUAGAUUCGUUCUCACAAAUCAUCGAGAUUAAUGAGUACAUUUUUUGAAUGUAUAUUCGCAUAUCUUUAAAAUAUGUAAAGAAAUAUAUACAUUUUUUUUUUAAUCUGGCUUUAAAAUUUUAGGGGAUAUAUAGCGACUAUUUACAUUUUAAUUAUGACUAAAUUACUAAUAAAUACUUAAUAAAGA